This is a messenger RNA of Closterium sp. NIES-65, 2643 nucleotides long. The record is from the annotation of a GenBank genome assembly. NCBI's taxonomy places the organism in Eukaryota, Viridiplantae, Streptophyta, Zygnematophyceae, Desmidiales, Closteriaceae.
AUGCCCACUGCCUCCUCAUGCCCACUGCCUCCCCAUGCCCACUGCCUCCCCAUGCCCACUGCCUCCCCAUGCCCACUGCCUCCCCAUGCCCACUGCCUCCCCAUGCCCACUGCCUCCCCAUGCCCACUGCCUCCCCAUGCCCACGCCCAUCUGCUUGCACAGACCCCUCUUUGGCCAGCUGCAUCUUUCAUCCCACGCAACGCCCUGCACGAAACCCUCCAUGAGUCAGACACGCCAGCGCGCGGCAUGCUGACACGGGCGCAUUUCUUCUUCCUCAUCACAGCGCUCUCCUUCUGCUGGUACCUCGUGCCCGGCUACCUCAUCCCCAUCGUCUCCUGCCUCUCCUGGGUCUGCUGGGUCUGGCCCGCCUCCAUCACCGCGCAGCAGCUCGGCUCAGGUGGGGGCUUUGUCUCCUUGCUUCUAGAUCUGCCCAUUUACUCCCCCCUCCCCCUUCCUCCCCUCUUCUGGGUCUGCUGGCUCUGGCCCUCCUCCAUCACUGCACAGCAACUCGGCUCAGGUGGGUGCUUAGCCGUCGUUCCCCUUCGCCCAGCCUCCUUUCCCCCUCCCUCUCUUCCUCCCCCUACCCCUUUCCUCCCCUCUCCUGGGUCUGCUGGGUCCGGCCUUCCUCUAUCACCGCACAGCAGCUCGGCUCAGGUGAAUUCUUCGUCUCCCAUUCUCCCCCUUCUCUCCCCAUUCCUUCCCCCUCGCACUGGCUGGGUCUUACUUUCCUCUGUCACCGCACAGCAACUCGGCUCUGAUGGGUGCUUCGUCUCCUGUCUCACCCUGCCCCACUCUCCCCUCCCCCCAGUCUCCCCCCUUCCCCCCAUCUCUCUGCGGCGCUCUCGUUCUCCCUUCCUAGUGCCUGUUUUGCCCCUCUCUGCCCCUGAAUCCCCUCAUCACAACCCCCCCACCCCCCCCCCCCCCCUACAUGCUUCCAGCCUCGUACCCCUCCUUUCUCCCCUCCUUACUCCCGUUUCUGCUCUCCCUGCCUCUGGUUUCUCCUCGCUCAUCCUUUGCCUCCCCAUCACACCAUCCCCGCCCUCUGUUUCCCCCCCUCCUUAUUCCCCAGGGCCAAGGGGCAUGGGUCUGGGUGCAGCAGUCACCCUCGACUGGGCCACCAUGGCCGCCUUCCUCUCCUCGCGCCUUGCCGCCCAUUUCACCUCACAUUUCCUCAGAGUAUUUUGCCCCACAACAUCUCCCCAUCCAUUUCACCCUGCCUUGCCAGGUCUGAGGGGCAUGGGUCUGGGUGCAAUCACGCUCGACUGGGCAACAAUGUCGGCCUUCCUCGCCUCGCCCCUCGCUGCGCCCUGGUUUGCCAUCCUCAACGUUGGAAUCGGCUUCGCCCUUUUCGUCUACGUCCUCAUCCCCAUCUGCUACUGGGGCAACGUUUUCGCCGCCACCCGCUUCCCCUUCCUCUCCUCUGGAACCUACCAGUGGUCGGGGGAUCGAUACCCGGUGCAGGCGAUUAUCACACCGGAUUUCCGGCUGAACGAGACGAUGUAUACGGAGCAGAAUCUGGCGCCGUAUAUAUCGGUGUUCUUUGCGCUGUGCUACGGGCUGGGGUUUGCCGCGCUGACUGCGACGGUGGUGCACGUGGCGCUGUGGUAUGGGCCGGAGAUCUAUCAACGGACGAUGAGUGCUGGUGCCCUGGUGCUGGCUCCUGCUGCUCCUCAUGCAGCUAGGCAAGACCUCGAGAGCAGCUGUCAGCCAUCUCAACCUGUCAGAUUCCCCCCCCUCUCCUUCCAAUCCCUAUCAGCCACGGAGGUGAAACCCGACGUGCACACGCGGCUCAUGCAGCGCUACCCCAAGGUGCCCUGGUGGUGGUUCCUGCUGCUGCUCCUCGCCAACAUCGCUGUCUGCAUCGCCUUCCUCGAACUCAACGCCUACUUCCAGCUGCCCUGGUGGGGCCUGCUGCUCUCCGCCGCCCUCUCCCUCUUCUUCACCCUGCCCAUCGGCAUAGUCACCGCCACAACCAAUCAGCAGCCGGGGCUCAAUAUAAUCACGGAGAUGAUCUGGGGGUAUAUUCGCCCCGGGGAGCCGAUAGGGAACGUGUGUUUCAAGACGUAUGGGUACAUUAGCAUGACGCAGGCCAUCGCCUUCUUGCAAGACUUCAAGCUCGGGCAUUACAUGAAGAUCCCACCACAAGCCAUGUUUGUGGUGCAGGUGUUCGCCACUAUCUUGGCAGGCUUUGUCAAUCUCGGCACGUCCUGGUGGCUUUACGACACCGUGGAGAAUGGGCUCAUCUGCAAGAUCAAUGACGAGAACUUCCCGGAGAAUUCCCCAUGGACGUGCCCGACAGCCAACGUGUUUUACUCCGCUUCAAUCAUCUGGGGGCUGAUCGGCCCCGAGCGCAUGUUUGGCCCCACAGCUUUCUACAACAACCUCAACUGGUGGUUCCUUGGAGGGGCGCUCGCUCCCAUCCCCUUCUGGGCCGCGCACAAGAUGUGGCCGCGCCAGGUGUGGUUGACCAAGGUGCAUAUCCCAGUGAUGCUCACAGGCGUGGGCAUGAUGCCGCCGGCUUCACCCAUCAACUACCUGGGCUGGCUCACCAUGGGCUUUAUCUUCAACAAGCUCAUCUUCACUUACCGAAAGGUGCGGUUGAAACCCCUUCAGUUUCCCUCUCCUGGUGGGGUGCUGGUGUAA